AUGCAACUCGCACCCCGAACGCUGUUGUUCCAGCUGACGCUCGUCUGCAUCACCAUCUUGCCGUGUUCGUUUGUACACGCUGCCAAACAAGGCGAACACUACGCGUCCGAUGCGCAAUGGGACACGAAUGCACCUUCAUCACCGUACGCCAAUAGUGCGCAUACGUCGUACCGCGCACCUGCGUCGCUGCGCUUUGAAGCAUCGGCUCCAUCGCGUGUGAUCUAUAACGACGAAGAUCCGAUCGCUGCUCGGCUGGCGUGGUUGCGCGGUCGAUCGCAGUUGCGCGAACCCGACUCGAGAUUCAAGUACAUCGAGCAGCGCCUCAGCCACCCGGAAGCGGGUGCGGAGGAAGAGAGGGUCGAGAACAGGGAAAGGCCCAUGUUCACGUUCAGCGCUGCAGAAACGUCGACUGACGCCGCGGCGACGCACGAUGGGCUGCCGACCAAAGGUGUACGCGAUAAAGGGAUCGUGGCGGAGCGCGCAUCGGGAAGACGAAGACCGAGGUUCAACGAAGGUGGAUAUCGACAAGGUGACAGUAGAGCGCAAGGUGGCAAUGCGCGUGCUGGUGUAGGCACAGCGAGGAUUGAGGCAAGACCGCAACCGCCGCCACCGCCGCGUGCGUGGCAGCACGAAGCCAUGUCGCAACACAAUGGCUGGAGAGAUCCAUCGUUUAGCGACAUGCCCGACCGCCACGAUGCAUCGAGCCUGUUCCGACAACACAGUCCUACGUGGUUGGCGCUGGAAGAGGUCGCGUCUCAGUUGGAAGCAGUUCGGUUGGCGCAGCAAGCUCGGGUACGGGGUUCUACGCAGUAUGCACCGCACGUGGUGUUGUCAGACGAAUACAACGUGGCGCACCACCACCGCGGUUCGUCACCAGGCUCACCCGUUUCACCGUACGCUGGUGCAUGGGAGGAAUUUGGUGCAUCGACGCCACGCGUACCAUCCGGAGCGCUCCAAGUGGCGCCGUACCGAAUGUGGAGUGUGAAAGCAGCGUUGCCGCACAUCAAUAUCCAUCUCUCGCAACUCUCGGACAUGCCUGUGUCUCACGGGCACUGGCAAGGUACGCUGGAUGCGCUGCGAAAGCACGAGUGGACUGACCAGCUGGCAGCACGUGUUCAGUGGGCGGCGGACCACCGCAUUGAAUCGUCGCGGCCGGCACGCGUCGUGACACCGUUUGGCGGCGUGAUUGGUGGGCAGAUCGAGACGGGUGCUUCGGCGCACUUUGUAUGGGAUGCAGCUGAUCCGCCGCCGAGGCUGGACAGUGUGAUGCUCACCAAUACGCAGAGACGCAUCCAUGCGUGGCGCGAACUAGCGCGACUCGUCCCACCCGCCCUCACCGCACACUCGGAAGACGUCUACGCGGCUCACGCUAACACCGACUAUGCGCAAGUCGACAAAGAUCUCCACGACGCAGUGCAUCCGAUCCAAUACAUCAGCCAGAUGCUGCGCGAUAAAAACGCAGCCAUCAUCCUCGAAAAUGCGAUCCACGAUGAGCUCCACCAAGACGUGCGCCUCACGCCUCCCGAGGCUAUCACACACCUCCAGAAAAUCCGUCACUACAACGGCGCCAAACGAGACGCCACCUUGGAGCAAUUGUUGAACACGAGAUACGCGACGCACAACCGUUUCUGGUACCCCUACUACCAUAGUAAGCCCGCGUUCCACAUCAUCAACCCGCUAGAAACACCGCUAGAUCGCUUCGCCGCUUUCGCUCCUUGGGCCGACGCGGUGGCACUCAAAAAGGUCUAG
Molecule: messenger RNA, 1749 nt
Organism: Mycosarcoma maydis (corn smut)
Lineage: Eukaryota; Fungi; Basidiomycota; Ustilaginomycetes; Ustilaginales
Exons: 1
Coding region: 1-1749 (582 amino acids)
Source: RefSeq, a predicted model, not a curated record